AUGGAUUUAUCACUUCUCUGUCCGACGUCGACGCAGCCAUUACUAUCCUCAUUCUCAAAUCCAUUUCCUCGUUCGCGUCCUUACAAGCCUCUCAAACUCCGCUGUUCCGUAUCCGGUGGAUCCGUUACGGCGGAUUGCGUGAUCGUCGGCGGAGGAAUCAGCGGCAAAUUCAUUGCUCAAACGCUCGUGACGAAGCACCCAGACGCCGCGAAGAAUGUGAUAGUGACGGAGGCAAAGGAUCGUGUAUGCAACAACAACAAAGCUGAGUCUACUUCUUCCUCCAUUCUCCUCCUCUUCGACCUAUCUCGCUUCCGCAGCGACCCUCCUACGGCUUCGUCUCAAAGCGUAAGCUUCUCUUCCUCUGUUUCAUACCGAAUCAAAGCAAAGAGAUUGAAUAAAAGCGCAUAUGUACAUAUUGAUGUGUUUGGUGAGAUGGAGAUUCAUGGUGUGGAGGUGAACGAGAUGAUAAUGGUGGAUCUUCUUGUUGGUGUGGGAGAUUCGGGAGAUGGUUUCAAUGUGAUCUUGGCGACGAGUCUCGUUGAUAUGUAUGGGAAAUGCGGAGAGUUGGGGACCGCGAGGUAUCUGUUCGACGAAAUGCCUAAGAGAAGUUUGGUUUCUUGGAAUUCGACUAUUACUGGGUAUAAUCAGAGCGGUGAAGCAGAGGAAGCGAUGCGUCUUCUUUUCGACUUGAAGCUCAAGAAUUAUGAGGUUGUUACAGUGGUGAAAGGUACUGGGAUAGUGGAAAACUACUUAUUUGGGAACAACCCUGAAGCUUAUUACAAGCUGGCUAGGAAACUUGAAACUAAAGACUGGUCUAGGCACAGAUGA
This is a messenger RNA of Raphanus sativus (radish), 828 nucleotides long. Its product is annotated as pentatricopeptide repeat-containing protein At1g06143-like. The record is from RefSeq and is a predicted model, not a curated record. Gene Ontology annotation, molecular function: protein binding; RNA binding. NCBI's taxonomy places the organism in Eukaryota, Viridiplantae, Streptophyta, Magnoliopsida, Brassicales, Brassicaceae. The coding region runs from base 1 to 828 and encodes 275 amino acids. The transcript has 4 exons. Gene Ontology annotation, biological process: RNA modification.